UUAAUUUUCUACCUAUUAGAUUGUGUUUUAUUAACAUCUACACCUACCCCAACACUAAACCUACCCCUUACAAGAGUGAAAAAAUGGGAAUUAUUGUUGUACAGUGUGAGAAAAAUUACGCUGUGUUGAUGUGCGCAUGCCCAGUAGCGCCAUACGUAUCCCUUCUAGCCGUAAACGCCUGUUCCUCGACUCAGUCCAAAAUAUUCACAGCGCGUGUCAUGGCAGAGAAACUGGAUCUUAUCUCUAAGCGCAUUAGAACUUUCCAUGAUUUCCCUACAAAAGGGAUUCCAUUUAAGGAUAUUUGUCUGAUCUUGAAGGAUCCGAAGGCUCUGGCUGCAGUGACGGAUCUGUUUGAGGAGCACGUGAGGCGCACGUACCCUCAGGUGGAUCUUAUAGUCGGAAUUGACGCUCGAGGAUUCUUAUUUGGGCCGCUUUUGGCUCAGAGAUUAGGCGUAGGAUUUGCUCCAAUCAGAAAAAAAGGGAAGCUCCCUGGCCCAACGUUAUCAGUAGCUUACAGUCUCGAGUAUGCAACGGCUGAGGCAGAGAUGCAGGAAGACGCCGUUUCUGCAGGAGAGAAGGUCCUGAUCAUUGAUGAUUUACUGGCUACUGGAGGAACCCUGUAUGCGGCAUGUGAGCUGAUCAAACGGCAGAAGGCAGAGGUGCUGGGCUGUUUGGUGGUGAUUGAACUGAAGUAUCUCAAUGGGUCUGAGAAGCUGCGGUCAACCCCUGUGUUCUCUCUAAUACAGUACUGACAGUACUACUGCUUAUGGGGUGGAGUCUGUUUUAUCUUAGCCAUCUGAAAUGAAUUAUAUUAUUCACAUCAUGGUUUAUGGUUCAGGAAUAUGAAAACAUUCCAAUCAUGUUUUGAUGGUCUAGAUUCCACUUUGAGAAAUAAGUAAAAGUAUGUGAUUUCAGAUACAGCUAGAGACUCUUAAGCUUCCAGUUCAGUGCUCUACGCUUACUUUUUCUUUUAGGAGCGGUUGUGGUCAAAGAUUUAGGAGCACCUUCUAAUCAAUAAUCCAAAAUUCUGAUCAAAAAAAUUAACCUUCCUAUUACGAGGUGAUAUUUGACUCCUUAAAGUGAUUUACAGGGAAUUUUGUUUUUACCUUUGUAAUGGCAUUUUUCUAACUUUAUUAAAAGUAUGUCAUCUUUUGUCAAAUUUAAAAAAAUAUAUAUUCAUAAGCUUAACAUUUUUAAUUAAAACAACAGAAUAAGAAGUAGAAUAAGAAUAAGUUACCAAUAAAAUUAAAUCAGUAUUUAAGAAAUAAAUUUGUACUACAGAGGUGGCACAGAACAAUACAAGUGGCUUGUAGGUGUAUUUUCAGACAUUUUAUUGAGGCUCAGAGGUUGCAUGAGUGCAAUUCAUGAAUUCAUGUUGAGGUUAAUGUUUUAAAUAUACAAUUUUGGAUAUAGAAAUAUUAAAUGAUUUAAAUAACAGAAAAGAUACUUUAAAAAUGUAAUUAAAAUUGCCAGCAGGCGGCAGCAAAUCACUGAUUUUAUCACUGAAUCGUUCAUUUAAUUGAUUAGUUCGAACAGCCGAUUCAUUAAGGAACGAAGCGUCUGACUGUCUUUAUGAAUGGGUAAUUGAAUCAUUGACUCACUAGAUUCAUUUAAAAACGCAGUUCAUUCAUAAACGAAACACCGCCGUGUUUGAAUGGAGAUGCACAGUGGCUCAGAUGUGACUUUCUGAAACUAUUUUCAUUGACGAAAUAGAGCAAAAUAAGGCAAUAGAGUUGUAGUCAGACAAUAUAAGUCACUUAAUAUUGACUUCUUGUUUAAUGAACUGUUGUAUUGAAUCAAUAUCACAUUUGCAAGCUGUCACUCUUCUUAGUUCAUCGCAAUCUCACAAAACUCCAUUAUAAUCAACGCAGCUCUCUGCACUGCACAGUGAAUCUCUUAUUUACACUCUGUCUACACUUUGUUUGUUAUAAUGAGAGGAUAUGUCUGUGAUAACGCUGCAAAAACACGCAAGUACGUUAGAAACCUUUGAUGCUCCCUCAGCGCAAACACAAAUAUGCUGAUCGGGUCAGUCGCACAGGUGCUCCUAAAUAUUCUUUUAUAGUUGCACGCAGUAGUUUUCAGUGGCAAAUGCACUGUAGAGCCCUGCAGUUUUUGAAUAUGAAUCACUGUUCCUUGCAUGAACUUGUUUAUUGUAAAUGAAUCGAUGCACAUUAACUAGACGAACCUUAAGGUUUAAGUUACCAAAGAAGCCAAACUCAGGUAGAACUAUAUUGAACUGCCUUUAUACAAAUUACUUUCGACAUGUCUACAUUUGAUCAAUUAUUGUGCUAAGAUGCAAAGAGCAAAAUUCACGACGGAAUCACAGCUUGAAAGUCUUGUAAAAUGCCAAACUGACUGAACAAAUUAAAAAGUAAUCACAUGG
Messenger RNA from Onychostoma macrolepis, 2383 nucleotides. RefSeq names its product adenine phosphoribosyltransferase-like. Gene Ontology annotation, cellular component: cytoplasm. Lineage: Eukaryota; Metazoa; Chordata; Actinopteri; Cypriniformes; Cyprinidae. The record is from RefSeq and is a predicted model, not a curated record. Gene Ontology annotation, molecular function: adenine binding; AMP binding; adenine phosphoribosyltransferase activity. Bases 84 to 752 code for a protein of 222 amino acids. Gene Ontology annotation, biological process: adenine salvage; AMP salvage. The transcript is spliced from 5 exons.